AUGGCAUCCCUAACAUCAGACCAGAUCAAAGUGCUGGAGCAGUCCCGUCAGCGGCUCGUGCAGCUCACCCGCUCCCUGGGAUCGCUAAUCGCAAGCCUGAACCAAAGCGACCCUCUCCCACCAUGGUCCUCCCUCCAAUCCCAAGCCAGCAUCAUCUCAAAUAACCUCGUCUCUGUCUCCGAACACCUCUCCGACCACCGCGACCUCCUCUCUUCGCUAGUCGCCUACCCAGGCCCCGACUACCCAGGUCGCACACAAGCAAGCACACUUGAACAACUAUUAAGAACAAAACUUGAUCCCCGUGUCGAGGACUGGGUCGCGCGCGGCCGCGCGGCAGGGACAGAGCCACCGGCCCUGGACGCAUCCAACUUAAAUCCAAGCGCGGUGGCGGCGGCAGCACAGGCGCAGAAGCCACUCAGUGAAGCGGAACUGGCUGAACUAUGGGAGUGGGCCCCGAUUGAAGCGAACCAGGAAGCGAGGCGGCGGAAUUGGGGAGGGAAUUUCACACUGGAGGAGCGUGAGGCGGGAAUACAGAAUGUUGUGACGGGGUUGAAACGGCAGUUGGAGGAUGACGAGGGCUCCGAAGAUGAAGAGGAGGAGGAGGAGGAAGAGGCGGAGGAGUCCGGCGAGGAUGAGAUGGAGGUUGUCGGUGUGCAUCGCAAGUCUGGCGGCGAUGGCUUCGAAUUUGAGAUUGCUCAACAUCACGCGCAUGUUGUGGAGCCCGUUGUUCCUUUGGGGGAGAUUCUGAGGUACAUGACUACUGGGCGAAUGCAGUAG
Messenger RNA from Penicillium cinerascens, 777 nucleotides. RefSeq names its product RNA polymerase II mediator complex subunit MED8 (gene med8). Gene Ontology annotation, molecular function: transcription coregulator activity; RNA polymerase II cis-regulatory region sequence-specific DNA binding. The transcript is spliced from 2 exons. Gene Ontology annotation, cellular component: mediator complex; core mediator complex. Gene Ontology annotation, biological process: regulation of transcription by RNA polymerase II. Bases 1 to 777 code for a protein of 258 amino acids. NCBI's taxonomy places the organism in Eukaryota, Fungi, Ascomycota, Eurotiomycetes, Eurotiales, Aspergillaceae. The record is from RefSeq and is a predicted model, not a curated record.